Musa acuminata AAA Group (dessert banana) is the source of this 752-nucleotide messenger RNA. Its product is annotated as oleosin-like. The coding region runs from base 1 to 501 and encodes 166 amino acids. Gene Ontology annotation, biological process: lipid storage. The transcript has a single exon. The record is from RefSeq and is a predicted model, not a curated record. Lineage: Eukaryota; Viridiplantae; Streptophyta; Magnoliopsida; Zingiberales; Musaceae. Gene Ontology annotation, cellular component: membrane; monolayer-surrounded lipid storage body.
AUGGCGGAGCGGCAAGCUGGCCCAGGCGUAGCGCCGUCGACACGGCCACAAUGGGCGACCGGCCCCCCCGGCAGGACCAGCCUCGUCCGCCGGCUUCAGGAGCAGGCACCCAACUCCACGCAAGUCAUCGGCUUCCUCACCUUCGUCGUCUCCGGCGCCAUUCUCCUGCUGCUCACCGGCCUCACCCUCACCGGCGCUGUGAUGGCCCUCAUCUUCUUCGGGCCCAUCAUCCUCCUGUCGAGCCCGAUAUGGGUACCGGCCGUCUUCGUAAUGUUCGUGGCCACCGUGGUGGUCCUCUCCGCGUGCGGCUUGGGCGUGGCGGUCCUGGCGGGCACCUCGUGGCUGUACAGGUACUUCAUGGGGCGCCACCCGAUGGGGUCGGACCGGGUAGACUACGCCCGCAGCAGGAUCGCCGACACCGCCACCCACGUCAAGGACUACGCCAGAGAGUACAGCGGGUACCUGAAGAGCCGGGUCAAAGAUGCGGCGCCGGGAGCUUAAUCGACGGCAUUCGAAUGAUAGUGUUACGCCAUGUUGCUUUGAUGUUCGUGUUAUGCCAGGUUCUGUUACUGCAGCGUUUCUUCUUUUGAUUCCUCAUCCACCGGGGAAGAAACAUUUGGAGAACGGAGAAUAAGCAGUCCGCCUUAGGAGAGUCUUAACCCAGCAAAACAUCUGCAGCUGGUAAACCUGCACAUUUUACUUCUACAUGAAAAUGUGACUACAUCUGAAAGAAUUAAGCGUGCACUUCUACA